Messenger RNA from Striga hermonthica, 903 nucleotides. The record is from the annotation of a GenBank genome assembly. NCBI's taxonomy places the organism in Eukaryota, Viridiplantae, Streptophyta, Magnoliopsida, Lamiales, Orobanchaceae.
AUGGAGGAAGCUGGUUCACAGAGCCACCACUCCACACCGCAGCCGCCGCCGUCAUCAUCAUCACCGGCGGCGGCGCGGCUGUGGAGGCCAGCGGCGCAGCGGAACCUGAGGAACCAGUGGACGAAGCUCAAUUCUCUCCGCCAAGACUGGCGCGCUUCAACCUCCGCCGCCCGCUCGCACGCCACCGCCAUUGUCAACUCGUACCUCUCCCAAAGGUAUAUGGAUGGAAUGGACUUUGGUGUACUGAGUGACAUGCCUAAUAUUCGGAAGAAAGCUUGUGCCAAAUUGUUGAAGCAACAGGAGCUUUACAGAGGCAAACUAUUGUCAUCUUACAGAGACAUGGUUGCAGUUGUGAUGCAAAUGACUCAUUGUUGUAAAUCUAUGAGGUGUUACUUUAGAGGGACAAGCAGUAGUCCAGUAGCCCAGUUUUCUUCAUCCUCAGAAGAUGGCAAUGACAAUGGUGACUGUGGUGGAAUUCCCGUGUUUGCAUUUUAUUCGGUUUCUUCUUUUGAAGAACUAGCUUGGGAGAUUGUUCGAAUGUUUAUAUCAGAAUUACAAGUGAAGAGGGUGCUUGUCUUGGAAUUGCUUUCAAUAUAUGAUGAAAAAGUUGCAGAUGCUAAUGGAUUGCAUUGGCCUGAUGAAUUAUACGAGGGAGAAUUUAGUGAGUUGAGCACAUUGAACUUGUACUCUGAAGAAACUCAAAAGCCGAAAUUUCCAUCACUUGGAAGUUGCGAAUCUACUAUUCCUAUAUUGCCGCCCAAAAAACAGCCAGAUAGCAAUGUUUUACAGGUUUACAUAACCACAUGGAUGGUAGAGGUUAACAUAGAUAGAUGCAGAAUGGACGAAGUAUUUGCCACCGUAGGAGGGGAGAUGCGUGUCGAGUUUGUUGAAACAUUUGGUUGA